AUGGUGUGGCGAUCGGCGCUUCCGCUGGCGGCAAUUUUGGCCCUGGCAACAUGCCAAGACUGCUCAUCCCCGCAGGGCACUCGCGCCGUUUUCGGGCAGUACCUGAACUGCAUGAAGUCGUCGCUCGACGCGGACUACCGCAGUUUUGAGGAGGAGCUUCAGGAGGACCACAAGCGCUCCGUGCAGGCCUGUUUCGCCUCGAGCAUCGAGGAGGGCAACCAGAAGGACAAGUGCGUGUUGACGCUUGGGGAUUUGGAGAAGCCAGCUUGGGAUCGUUCCGGCCCGCUACGCGACUGUACGAUUUGCAGGACGUUCGCCUCCGGUGCCAUCAAGGCGAUCAAGGCCACCCCGGCCGAGGAUCAGCGCUGCAUUCGACAGGAGAUCUCCAAGGCGAUCGCCCGCGAGGCCAACGUCUGCCUCGCCCGCCGGAUUCCGAACUUCCCGGGCGUGCCGGACAUUCCGGAUCUCGAGGAGGGCUCGUUCGACUUCAAGGAUGAGGUUAUCCAAUCCAUCUCGGACCACAUCCUCGUCAACUCUCGACUGGCCUUCUGCGGCGAGCGCAAGCCGGCCAGAGCCGCUUCUACCAAGCGUUGCUUGAAGUCGCCGUUCGCCGGAUAUUUGGAGCAGCACUGCAAGAUCGUCUCCCAAUGUGACGCUCGUCUGGCCGUCGGCAACUGCGCCCGCGAGAUCCAGCAGACUCGAAAUGCCGUCUGUGGAUGCAUCCACGAGACCAGGGAGGAGCUGAAGGACCGCAUCUCGUCCAUCGCUACCGUAUUUGAGGAGGUCGUUUCCGGCGGCUCUCGCACUCUCUCCAUCGGGUCGUCGUCAAAGGUCGAUCAAUGCGUCGCCUCGAUCAAGAAGCACAUGAUCACCCCUGUCAACGACUGGGUGGCCGUCAUCGACUCUGCCCUCUCCACCUGCAUCCGGAAGAAGCCGGCCGGCCAGAACCUCGGCAUGGAGGCUAUGCUGAACGUUGGGUGCCGAAAGGUGAUCGCUGACACCACCGGAACGGCCUCGGCUCAGUUGAAGGUCGGCUUCGACUUUGUGAACAACCUGAUUGACGCGAUGGUGGAGAGGUCCGCCCGUUUCUGCGGUGGUGACCACUGCCUGCAGGGC
Molecule: messenger RNA, 1116 nt
Organism: Mesorhabditis spiculigera
Lineage: Eukaryota; Metazoa; Nematoda; Chromadorea; Rhabditida; Rhabditidae
Source: the annotation of a GenBank genome assembly